Messenger RNA from Gossypium raimondii (Peruvian cotton), 1447 nucleotides. Its product is annotated as transcription factor JUNGBRUNNEN 1. NCBI's taxonomy places the organism in Eukaryota, Viridiplantae, Streptophyta, Magnoliopsida, Malvales, Malvaceae. Gene Ontology annotation, biological process: regulation of DNA-templated transcription. The record is from RefSeq and is a predicted model, not a curated record. Gene Ontology annotation, molecular function: DNA binding.
AUGGUCACACACAUCUUAAACAAUAUAAGGCCUGUUACAUUAAUGUAUAUAAAAGUGGUAAAAGAAAUAGUAAGGAGCAUAGAAAUGGAGGUGCUGGAGAAGAUGAUCUCUGAAGAUGAAGAUGUUUUGCUCCCUGGUUUUCGAUUCCAUCCUACUGACGAAGAACUUGUGGGGUUUUAUCUUAGAAGGAAAGUGGAGAAGAAACUCUUUAGUAUUGACAUAAUCAAACAUGUUGAUAUCUACAAACAUGAUCCUUGGGAUCUUCCAAAAGUUAGCAAACUGAGCAGUGGUACAGAGAAGGAAUGGUACUUCUUUUGUAGAAGGGGAAGAAAAUACAGGAACAGCAUAAGGCCAAACAGGGUAACAGGGUCGGGAUUCUGGAAAGCUACUGGGAUCGACAAGCCUAUAUAUUCGGUAGGUGGAUUUCACGAUUGCAUAGGUCUGAAGAAAUCCUUGGUUUAUUACAAGGGGAGUGCAGGGAAAGGCACUAAAACUGAUUGGAUGAUGCAUGAAUUUCGCCUCCCACCACCCACCACAACUACUCUCUCAAGCACCAACAAGGACAACUUGCCAGAAGCUGAAGUUUGGACACUUUGCAGAAUCUUUAAACGGGAUGUUUCAAGUAGAAAGUUUGCAUCAGAUUGGCAAAAUAAGAAGAAUAAACAAAAUACUAAUACUAGUGCCACCAGCUCUAGAGCAUGCAGUGUAGAAUCAGAAAAUAGUUUGAAGGUAGAGAAUUUUGGAGUUUUAGAUGAUAAGGGGAUCGAAAGGAAGCUUCAGAAUGAUCAUUUCCUUGGAGGGAACCAGUUGUUUGCAGCAACAACUCAAGUGCUUCCAUCAUAUUUAAGCUUUUCUAACCCAAAUGCAGCUGAUGAAUACUUCGGACAAGAACACUGGGAUGAACUUAGGCCUGAAGUUGAUUAUACCAUAGCUAAAUCACUGCUAUAUAGUGAUUGGUAGAUGUUUAAGGGAUAUACAUAUAUAUAUACACAACUCGAAAUAACCAUGAAUCUCUUUGAAGAAUAUAUACCGAUCCAUUUUAAGUUGGAUGCUCUUGUUUGAUUUUUUGGUGUGGUAAAACUAGAUGAAGACUACAAUCACAAAAAAUAGAGAGACGUGGUUUUUUUCUUCUUUUUUUUUACUUGUAGUUCAUGGGAAUCAUAGCAGGUUAAUGUGUUUAGGAUGAAAAACAUUUUAGAGAAUACAAGCUAAUUUAUACUUGGUAUAAUAGUGAGUUAAAAAGAACAUGGCCAUGUCUGUUCUUGGUUUUAAAUUGUAGCAUGGUAUAAGGCCAGAAAUAUACUAUUCCAAGUUACUUUCCAUGGCCGACCAUCUAAUAUACUAGCUCACGCUUUGAUGUUCUUUUCCUUUUUCUUUUGUUGUAGUUUUUUGACAAACUUACCACUCACUUUCGAUAUGAAAUUACUACUAUUCUUCUUUGUUGAAA